This is a messenger RNA of Penicillium arizonense, 474 nucleotides long. RefSeq names its product PaaI family thioesterase. The transcript has 10 exons. The record is from RefSeq and is a predicted model, not a curated record. NCBI's taxonomy places the organism in Eukaryota, Fungi, Ascomycota, Eurotiomycetes, Eurotiales, Aspergillaceae. The coding region runs from base 1 to 474 and encodes 157 amino acids. Gene Ontology annotation, molecular function: fatty acyl-CoA hydrolase activity.
AUGGCUUCUUUGAAAUUUGUUCGCUCGGUGUGGGAGUCCUUUCGGGCUACUUCGGGCCUUGAGCCUCGUCUCUUGAACAAUCUCCGUGUCACUGCUGCCCGUCCUGGUAUUGUCAACUUUGAGCUCGAUAUCCAGAAAGAGCAUACGAACCGCCUGAACAUCCUCCAUGGAGGCACCAUUGCCAGCAUGGUGGACCUCGGUGGCUCGUUGGCGGUGGCUUCCCGUGGCCUGUUCUCGACUGGAGUGUCAACUGACCUGAACGUGACAUAUCUCAACUCUGGUGGCAAGAUCGGUGACAAGAUCUUUGCAGAGGUGACCUGCGACAAGUUUGGUAAGACACUCGCCUUCACCAAUAUCAAAUUCACAAACCUCAACGGGCACAUUGUUGCUCGUGGAAGUCACACCAAAUAUGUGACACUGGCAUGGAAAGAUCCUCAGAAUAUCGUCGAGGAGAUUAAUAACUCUAAGGAAUAA